AUACAGCAGUGUCUUUGCUCCUGCGCUCAAAAAUCUUAAUUACCUAUAACUGAAAGGAAUCAGUUCAAAGAUGAGGGACAAAAGUUACCCUUCCAAGCUAUUUUUCUUUUGUAUUUUGUUCAUACAAAUAGUGAUGCCAAAUAAUAGUAAAGUGCCAGCGGACGUGGACGUGGGUGUGGUUCUUGACAUUGAUGAUACCAUUGGGAAGAUUGGGCUCAGCUGCAUCAACAUCUCCCUCUCUCAUUUUUAUGCAAAACAUUCUCACUACAAAACCAGGCUGCUCCUCCAUGCCAGGGACUCCAACAGAGAUGUCGUCGCCGCAGCUGCAGCAGCUUUGGACUUGAUAAAAAACGUUCAAGUAGAAGCAAUCAUAGGGCCAGCAACUUCUAUGCAAGCCAAUUUUGUAAUCAAACUUGGAGAGAAAGCUCAGGUGCCUAUUAUCUCAUUUUCUGCAUCAAGUCCUUCACUUUCUUCCAUUCACAGUCCAUACUUCUUUCGAGCAACGCGAAGUGAUUCUGCUCAAGUGAAUGCCAUAAGUGCAAUAGUUCAAGCUUUUGGAUGGAGAAAAGCUGUGCCCAUCUAUAUUGACAACGAAUAUGGACUGGGAAUCAUACCUUAUUUAACCGACUCUUUGCAAGCAGUUGAUACCCAAGUCCCCUACCGGAGUGCCAUUGCUCCGUUCGCCACCGAUGAUCAAAUUCUUGAAGAGCUUCUCAAGUUGAAGGCAAUGCAAACUAGAGUUUUCAUUGUGCAUGUGUCACCCUCUCUUGGCUCGAAGCUUUUUACCAAAGCAAAAGAGGUGGGAAUGAUGGGUGAAGGCUAUGUUUGGAUCAUAACAGAUGGGAUGGCCGAUUUCUUGAAUUCCUUAGAUUAUUUUGUUAUUGAAUCAAUGCAAGGAGUAUUGGGAGUUAAACCUUAUGUUCCAAGAUCAAAAAGAGUUGAGAAUUUUAGGGUUCAGUGGAAAAGGAAAUUCCAACAUGAGAAUCCUGACUUGGUUGAUGCUGACUUGAACAUUUAUGGACUUUGGGCUUAUGAUGCUGCAGUUGCAUUAGCCAUGGCAAUUGAGAGAGUAGCUACAAAUAUUAACUUCGGCUUCGGAAAGGGAAAUAUUUCUGGCAACUCAACAGAUCUUGAAACUCUCGGCGUCUCUCAGAUUGGUCCAAGCCUUCGUCAAGCAUUAUCAAACACCAAGUUCAGAGGUCUUACAGGAGACUUUCUCUUCAUCAAUGGGCAGUUAAAGUCAUCAGCUUUCCAGAUAAUUAACGUGGAUGGUGACGGCGUAAGAAGGGUGGGAUUUUGGGUACCUGGAAUAGGACUCGUCAGAAGAUUGAAGACAUCAGGAGCAAAUGCAAGUAAGAAUUCUUCUGCUGACAACAAUAGUUCAACUCUUGCAACUAUUAUAUGGCCAGGAGAUACAGCUUCAAUUCCCAGGGGCUGGGAGAUUCCAGCAGAUGGUAAGAAAUUGAGAAUUGGAGUACCAGUGAAGGAAGGCUUCACACGGUUUGUGAAUGUGACGCGAUACCCUGGAACAAACAAAUUAAAAGUUGAAGGAUACUGCAUAGAUCUUUUUGAUGCUGUGGUUGCAGAAUUACCAUAUGCUAUGAAUUAUGAGUACAUCCCCUUCGUCAAUUCAGACGACAAAAGUGCUGGAACUUACAACGAUCUGAUCUAUCAAGUCUUUCUGGGGGAGUUUGAUGCUGCAGUCGGAGAUAUAUCAAUUGUGGCCAAUAGGUCCUUGUAUGUGGACUUUACUCUGCCUUAUAUGGAAUCUGGCCGUGUAUCAAUGAUAGUACCAAUUACAGAUGUUGAGAGCAAGAAAGCUUGGGUUUUCUUGAAGCCUUUGACAUGGGAUCUCUGGGUGACAAGCUUGGUUUUCUUUGUUUUCAUUGGAUUUGUAGUUUGGGUUCUCGAACACAGAAUAAAUCAAGAUUUUCGAGGAUCUCCUUCGCACCAAAUUAGCACUAGCUUCUGGUUUUCCUUCUCGACCAUGGUUUUUGCUCAAAGCGAAAAGGUGGUGAGCAACUUAGCUAGAAUAGUUGUGAUCAUUUGUUGCUUUGUUGGACUCAUUCUUACUCAAAGCUACACUGCUAGUUUAUCAAGCUUUUUAACCGUUCAGCAAUUCCAGCCCACGGUUACCACCAUAGAUGAGCUCAUUAAAAAGGGGGAUUUUGUGGGCUACCAGAAGGGGUCUUUUGUUAAAGAAACCUUGAAAAGCUUGGGUUUUGAUGAAUCCAAGCUCGUGCCUUAUAUAUCUGCUGAAGAUUGUGAUCAACUCCUUUCUAAAGGUAGUAAAAAUGGAGGUGUUGCUGCUGCUUUUGAAGGACCAACUUCUAUGCAGCUCAUACUUGCAGAGAAUUGCUCCAAGUACUCCAUUGUUGAACCUGUAUCAAUGUUGGAAGCUUCCCGUCGGAAAAACAUUUCAAAUAUUGAGGAAUUUAGCACUGAUGGUCUUGGCUUUGCCUUCCCCAAAGGAUCUCCUCUGGCACCUGAUGUUUCUAGGGCAAUCUUGAAGGUAACAGAGGGAGACAAAAUCGAGAAAAUAUGGGGGAAAUGGUUUGGUGAUCUGGGAAUCUGUCCAGAUCGUAGCAACUCAGUUCCUUCAAAUAGGCUUGGUCUCAAUAGCUUCUGGGGCCUAUUCUUGAUUGCUGGGAUAACUUCAUUAUUGGCUCUAAUAACAUACAUAGGGAUGUUUAUAUACCAAAACAGGAGAGUUUUGAUGAACUCUGAUUCCAGAGUUUCAAUGUGGAAUAAAAUUGUUGAUUUGCUCAAAAUCUUCAACCAGAAGGACUUCAAAUCCCACACUUUCAAGAGAAGCAUAGUAGAUAAUGGAAAUGGUGAACCAAGCCCGUCUACCUAUUCAAUAAACGAAGACUUCCAUGAAGAACAAGAUACACCUUCUGCAGAAGAUGUUUAUCAGAAUCAAAAUGAGCUAAGAUUUUGUCGAGAGGAAGCUCUAUUCAUUGAGCUGAUGAGUGAACCAACUAAAGAAACAUCUGCCGUAAUUGAACUAGCACGCGAAAAUUGUUAGUGGGUAAGACAAUGGAGAGUUUAAGCUAAGAGAAUGAGCUUCACAAUCAUUAUAUUCAAUUUUUGCACGCUUGUUUGUACGUUUAUUAUAUAAGCUUUUAUUAAUUAUAUACAAAUUUCGAUAAGUAUUUAAUGC
Molecule: messenger RNA, 3163 nt
Organism: Manihot esculenta (cassava)
Lineage: Eukaryota; Viridiplantae; Streptophyta; Magnoliopsida; Malpighiales; Euphorbiaceae
Product: glutamate receptor 2.8
Exons: 5
Coding region: 71-3028 (985 amino acids)
Cellular component (GO): plasma membrane
Molecular function (GO): glutamate-gated receptor activity
Source: RefSeq, a predicted model, not a curated record